GAAAUCGGUGGACAUGGUGAAUUGGAGCGGCACCCAAGGGGUCACUGCGCGACAGCUCUUUCUUCCGGAGAACGAAGACCAGCUGCAGCGGCUCUUGCGCUGGGCCAGCGAGGCAAAACAGAAGAUCCGACCGGUGGGGAUGAAUUUGUCGCCCAAUGGACUGGCUCUGCAAGAGGCUGGGAUGCUGUCCAUGACUGAACUUGACCAGAUCAAAGGUAUCGACAAGCAGAAGGGUACCAUCACAGUGCAAGCAGGUGCUCGGGUCUCUCAAAUUCUGGAGGAGUUACAGAAACAGGGCUUGACCUUGGAAAAUUUCAGCUCGAUCACUGAGCAACAGAUUGCUGGCUGGACACAGGUUAGUGCGCAUGGAACUGGUGCUCGAAUUCCACCCGUGGACGAGAUGAUUCUCUCCAUGACGGUAGUGAGCCCUUCCAAAGGUGUCAUGAAGGUCUCGGAAGGCGAUGCCCUAUUCCCCUGGAUGCGAGUGGGCUUGGGAGCAUUGGCUGUAGUGCAGGAGAUGACUCUCAAGGUGAUCCCCAGAUACGUCCUGCAUGAGCGAACCUUCUGUUGUAGCUAUGAGGAGUUGGAAAAGAAUCACAAGCAGCUCCUGCAGAGCUACCGACAUGUGCGCUACAUGUGGGUCCCUUACACCGACACCAUUGUGGUGGUGGUUUCGGAUGUGGCGAAGGAAGGCGCCAAAGCGGUGCCCGCGCUGCCAGAGGAGCAACGGGUGGCGCCGUUGAAGAAGCUGCUGAAAGAUAUGGAUCCAGAUUGCGGUGACGUGGAGGGGAAAAGCUUUGCGGAGCUGCGUGAAAAGCUCCUGAUGCUGGAUCCAUUGAACCCUAAACACGUCGCCAAGGUGAACGGCGCAGAGGCAGAAUUCUGGCGCUUGUCCACUGGGGAGCGCAUCGCAGACAGCACUCAAAUCCUCGGCUUUGAAUGUGGUGGCGUGCAAUGGGUGCUGGAGAAUUGUUUUCCAUGUGGUACCAUUGAUGAACCCAACUUGAAGGACAUCAGGUAUGUGAAGGAGAUGAAAGAAAUCAUCGAACGUGAGCAGAUUGCAGCAGCUUCUCCCAUUGAACAACGAUGGACUUCCAGGAGCCGCAGCCCAAUGAGUCCAGCAUACUCCACACAGGAGAAUGCGCUCUUCUCAUGGGUGGGGGUGAUCAUGUACAUCACUUCGGAAGAACAGGCACCGGCGAUCAAAGAGAAGUUCCGAGCCUAUGCCAUGCGCCAUGCGGAUCUGACCUUCAAAUAUGAUGGCUUUUUCCAUUGGAGUAAGAUCGACCUUAACUUCCAUGCUGGGGAGCGGCGGAAGAUCUUGAAAGAGCAAUUUGCCAGGAAGUUUAACGUGCAGGAAUUUGGGCGGCUUAAGGCUGAGUUGGACCCCAACAACGUCCUCGGAAAUGCCAUCACCGCCAUGCUGGACAUGCUGCGCUGGUUCGCCAGUGCUCAGAUCCGAAAUGUGGCCGUGUUGGCUGGAAACAUCGCCACCGCCAGCCCCAUCUCUGACAUGAACCCUGUACUUAUGGCCCUGGAUGCCAGCUUGAUCCUGGCCUCUGCUGGGCAAGCUCCUCGCGAGGUCCCUAUGAAGGAGUUCUUCAAAAGCUAUCGCGUGGUCGACAUGCAAGCGGCGGAGGUCAUUUGUGCUAUCAAGGUGCCUAGCGCGGGAGACUUUGAGUUUGUCCGCAGCUUCAAACAGUUGGAAUUGCUGUGCAGCCGGGGGUGCCUGGCGCCCGAGGACCAAGUGGACCAAGUGGACCAAGAUCUUUGCAAAAUCUGCGCCGUGAGCCGCGAAUGGCGCGGCUAUGCAGAUGCAGAGGCCUCCUGGCAGACGGUGGCCAAAGUGGUGACCCUCCGACCCCUGCCGGUGAGCCUGGAAGGUGCUGCAGAAGCAUCGCAGGACUCCACUGGCUCCGCCAAGUGUCAGUUGUUACAACGCUACCGGCCAGCUUUCAAAGUAAGGCGGCAGGUGCUACAAUUGUUGAGGCGCAUCGCAGGCUUCUGGCAGCUCUGGUCCCCCGCGGUUUCUCUGGCCUUGCGACAGCGUCAGCGUCUCAAUGAGGCGAAACUGCAUCGCUUGGAGCAGCGCCUAGAGGCGCCGUUGCCAGAGGACUUUGCCGAGUUUUUACGAUGGUGUGAUGGUUUCGAAGUGGAGGCCUUUUGGUUUGCCGAAGCACAGCCGGGGGCCUUGGCCUUCCGAGUGGCGCGCCUGCUCUGUGCAGAGGAGAUGCUACAAAAGGCUCAGAGCAUAGCGAGCACAGGGUGGAUACCCAUCGCUUCUUCGCGUGAGGGCGCCCUCACGUGUCUGCGAGUGCAGGAGACUGAAAGCGCAGCAGCCUUUGGAGAACUCUGGUGUGGUUCUGCUCCCCGUGGUGACUUUGAUUUGACAAACCUCACUCGGCAGAGCACAUCUUUCAUCGAGUACCUUAAGGACUAUGUGGGGCUGUUGGAGAGCAUUCCUCAGCAAUAUGCGCAGGAGCAGUUGCUCACUCCCGGCAGUUUGAGUCAGGUUUUACCUCAGCUCUUUGCAUGCAACAGGAUUUAUUGUGACGAACGUUCUAGCUGUGUCACUACAGGCCUGGGGAAAGGCAAAGGCAACCUGUGGCAACGGCUGGAUCGCUCGCAGCCCCUGCGGAUCAUCUUCCCUCGCUUCGGCAAACAGGGCAAGCGCUCCGGGCGAAGCUUUGGCAGCUUCUGGUUGCAGUGA
Molecule: messenger RNA, 2710 nt
Organism: Cladocopium goreaui
Lineage: Eukaryota; Dinophyceae; Suessiales; Symbiodiniaceae
Source: the annotation of a GenBank genome assembly